Molecule: messenger RNA, 804 nt
Organism: Rubroshorea leprosula
Lineage: Eukaryota; Viridiplantae; Streptophyta; Magnoliopsida; Malvales; Dipterocarpaceae
Source: the annotation of a GenBank genome assembly
AAAUUUAUUAACAACUAGGAAUAGAAAUCAAAAGAAGAAUGAAAAAACAUGAACCCAGUUGCUCAGUUCUGUCGAACCCAGCUUUCUCAGCAAAGCUGGGUUCGGUUGAAACCCAGCCUUGCUGGCUUUGUCGAAACCCAGAUAUGCUGGCCUUGGUUGGUCAACGAACCUAGCAAGGCUGGGUUUCCAUCGAACCCAGCAGCUGGGUUCGACGAAACCCAGUCUAUCCCAAGGCAGGAAAGAAAGAAAGAAAGAGAAAGAAAGAAAGAAAGAGAAAGAAAGAAGGGGAAGAAGAGGGAUUGGGAGGGUGAGGGAGAAGAGAGGAAGAAGGAAGAAGGAGAAAAGGAGAGGAAUGACAAGCUUCAAGCUCCCUCAACAAUUCUCGAAGUUUCAAGCCCCAACCUCCUGCCAAGGCCCCAACCUCCUGCCAAGGGUAAUCUCCAAAUCCAUGUCAAGGAGAAAAAGUUUCAAGUGCAAGUCUUAAAUCCCUUGAAGGACAAGAACAAGCUUAAGCCCUUGCCCUUCAGCCCCAACCUCUUGCCAAGGGUAAUCUCCAAAUCCAUGUCAAGGAGGAAAAGUUUCAAGUGCAAGUCUUAAAUCCCUUGAAGGACAAGAACAAGCUUAAGCCCUUGCCCUUCUAACAUUCAGCUGUUAAUCAGAGGAUCGUGCUGUUCUAAGACGUGUUACUCUUCAAAACCUAAGCACAUGCACUGCAGCACUCUAAAUCAGAGAUUGUUUCCCAUUUUUCUUCAAGUUUAUAAUAAUUGUAUUUAGUUUGCAAAUCAAUACAUAUUAUUUGAUUUU